Messenger RNA from Camellia sinensis, 864 nucleotides. The record is from RefSeq and is a predicted model, not a curated record. NCBI's taxonomy places the organism in Eukaryota, Viridiplantae, Streptophyta, Magnoliopsida, Ericales, Theaceae.
UAUAAAAGCACUUGAACCGCCAUUAGAGAGAGAGAGAGAGAAGAAAAAGCACAAGCAAAGCAAGUGAGGUUUGAACAAAGGCAGAGAAGAGAACCCAAGUCUCCAUCUCUUUCUCUCAAUCUCAGAUUUUCAAAAUGAGUACCAUGAAAUUUUGCCGCGAAUGCAACAACAUUCUCUACCCUAAGGAAGACAAGGAGCAGAAAAUCCUCCUCUACGCUUGCCGCAAUUGCGAUCACCAGGAGGUUGCCGAUAACAAUUGUGUCUACAGAAAUGAGAUACACCACGCUGUGGGGGAGCGCACCCAAGUCUUGCAGGAUGUGGCUGCAGAUCCGACUCUUCCACGUACAAAAUCAGUUCACUGUGCUCAAUGCGGUCACGGAGAAGCAGUUUUCUUCCAGGCGACUGCAAGGGGUGAAGAGGGUAUGACACUGUUCUUCGUUUGCUGCAACCCCAACUGUGGCCAUCGUUGGAGAGAUUGAGAUCGAUCUCCUUAUGAUUAAUCCCAUACUGUAGCUCAGUCUAGAUGCAACUGAUCACUAGCCAUUGUUCUUAGCUGGAUACAUUUAAUGGCGCAAUGAAAAACUUUUGAUUUAUCUUCCGGUGAAAGAAAUGAACUCUGUAAUGACUUGUUAUUGUGUACUUCCUGAAUCUCAAAUCCAACUGUUAUUGAAGUUUUGACAUUCUGAAAUGUCAGCCUAUAUGCGCUUUUUAACUCUGGUUAGAACUAUUUGGUUUGGUAUGAUUCUGAGAUCGCAGCUGCAAGCAGAUCAUUAUAGAAACAGCUACAAAAUCACAUGUAAAUGACAAUGUGCCAACAAUUUACGCUAUUCGGCUGGCAAGGAUGCUGGCAUUUUUCAAAAUCAA